This is a messenger RNA of Homalodisca vitripennis (glassy-winged sharpshooter), 1342 nucleotides long. RefSeq names its product piggyBac transposable element-derived protein 3-like. The transcript has 2 exons. Lineage: Eukaryota; Metazoa; Arthropoda; Insecta; Hemiptera; Cicadellidae. Bases 54 to 1178 code for a protein of 374 amino acids. The record is from RefSeq and is a predicted model, not a curated record. Gene Ontology annotation, molecular function: sequence-specific DNA binding.
GUCAUAAUCCCCUUGUAGUAGAAGCUCUCUCACGUGACAGGUUCAGAUUUAUAAUGCAAAACUUGCAUGUAUGCAACAACGAUGAGUUAGAUCAUAAAGACCGAUUUGCUAAGAUAAGACCACUACUGGUAAAAAUAAAUCAAAGAUGCAAAAGUUUUAUGCCACAUCACCAAAACCACUCGAUUGAUGAAAGCAUGGUUCCAUAUUUUGGCAGACAUGGGACGAAGCAAUUUAUUAGAGGGAAACCUAUUCGUUAUGGUUUUAAAUUUUGGUGUGGAGGGCCUAGCAAUGGAUAUUUAGUGUGGUUGGAACCUUAUCAAGGUUCAGGAACUUUACCACCGCAAUAUGCCAACUAUGGUCUUGGUUAUGGCGUUGUCAUGACGUACGCCGAUACACUAGAAAAAAUGCCAUAUACCUUUUAUUUUGAUAAUUUUUUCACAUCAUUUCAAUUGCUGAGUGAUCUAAAACAAAGAGGAAUCAAUGCAACAGGUACCAUAAGAAGCAACAGAUUUGGUAAAGGAUGUCCCAUCUCAGAAUCAAAAACUGUGAAGAAGAAACCCAGAGGAUCUAUGGAGUAUGCUAGUGACCACGACAGUGGGCUUUUGUUAGUUUCUUGGAAUGACAAUAGUGUCGUUAACAUUGCAACCAAUAGUGACACUGUACACCCUUUGCGCCACGUGCAAAGAUAUUCACAAGAGAGGAAAGAAAAGAUUUCAGUUCCACAACCAAAACUGAUCCAUAACUACAAUACAUCAAUGGGCGGUAUAGACAGAGCGGAUCAGAAUAUAUCACUGUACCGAGUUUCCAUUCGAGGUAAGAAGUGGUACUUUCCUCUCAUUGCCCAUCUCUUGGAUGUUUCCGUACAAAAUGCAUGGCAGCUACACAGGCAAGAUGGCGGAAAACUCGACCAACUUGCAUUUAGAAGAAGAAUAGUGUUGGCAGUGUUGGAGGGAAACAAACGAGUUGUUUCUGGAAGGGGACGUCCAUCUACCUCUUCUAAAAUUGACUCCAGAUAUGACAGGAUUGACCAUAUUGUAUCUGACAUAGAGAAUGACCCACGCACAGGAAAAAAGAAACAGUUGCAUUGCCGUUUAUGCCACAAAAAGGCAACUACAAAGUGCAUGAAAUGCGAAGUUCCACUCCAUGUGACAUGCUUUUUGCACUAUCAUACGAAAUAAAUGUUCUUUUUACAAGUGUGUCUUUUUUUAAAGCUUGUAAAACAAAGUGCUAAUUUAAAAAUCAUAUUGUAUUUUUUAGUUGUGAAUGUUACUUGUAUUCGGCUGACAUCCUUCCAGAAGGAAGGCUAUUUUUAAGAAAUAUAGAGUUUCGAAAAAGGUAAAAA